AAUGUCAGCUACUGGCGAAUCUACUGCCACCUAUUAAUCUUUCUCUUCCAUACUGCAAAUGAUAACAUCAGAAGCACCACAGCGAGGUUUACUUUCGUUUCGGGCGGCCGUGUUUACUUGUUUCACUGGGGUUUUUUUUCGCACCGCCCAUCUCCCGGUCAUACUCGCUUUGUGAAAGAAUAUGAAGUUGCCUAGUCAUGCUGAUGUUGACAGGGCGCAGUUCGGUUCACGCGUUCGGGAGCAAUGCCCAGAUCCGUUCGCCCUCGAGCGCGAAUGUAAUGUGCCCAGCUGCGUGUGUGACUAAGUGCGCGCGCGCUGCCAGCGGAACCUGUGACACGGGAAACGGGGGGCCUGGGGAGAAAAAGUGACUCGCUGAAGAACUUUGAACUCCCGAGAAACAGAGGAACUGGGACGAAAACUGCAAGGCCACCCGUCGUAUUUACACUGGACGUUUUUAAAUGGUCGCCCGCCGCUAGUCGUCUUACAUUGCUACCGCUUCUCGCAGCUGUCACACUGCUGGUCUCGCGCGUUUCUUCAGAAAUCCCAGUCGGCUGUGGAAUGCCUCAAGUUCCAGUUUCAGGUGGAUUAGGGCUCCGGUCAGUGGCAGGCAUCGCAAUGCGUUUCCACGGCGACAGCACCUGGGUCAACUAAAUAUAAAGUAAAAAAACAAAAUGGCUGCCGGUUCGAGGCUCGCCCGGAGUGUCUAGGAGGAGACCCCAGCCCCCCUGCACCCCCGGUUCCGAAAUUUUGAGUGACCUUUGGCGACCCCCCCCCGGUGACCAUCGCACCUGUGCAGCUCAGAGACAUUUGGAGGGAAACAAGAAGCUACCCUCACCUGGUCUGAGACGCUGAGAUUUGACUCGUCGCUAUUUUCAGUUAUUUAUGUAUUUAUUUGUAUAGCUUUUUUUUUUUUUGUGCGAAAUCGGUGAACGAUGUCUGUUGUGUGUAAAGACUGGAACGCCGCUAGCCUGCUGAACAGAGAGAGGAGGAACGACUCUUUGGCCCCUGGAGACCAUCAUCUCCGUCCGACCUUCAGGCCCCACGGCUGGGUAUAGGCCUCCAGGCUCACCCCCCCCGGACCCCCAGGGGAGACCCUCUCCGAAACCCUCCUCCGAAAAAACCCUAAUCUCCGCCGAUCCAAACGUUCGCUUUUAAAAAAAGAAAAAGGAAAGCGGGAACGGCGAAACGCUGGCGUGCUCACGGGAGAGAAUGCUUUGCUCCAAGAAGCGCAGGCCCACGCGGGACCAGGACUUUUCGACCAUCGCCGUGCCGUCGUCCCGGGGCCUGGGGUACCUGGACUACACCAUCGGGGGCCACCCCUCCCGGGCCCUGCAGGCCAUGGACGAGCUGCGGCACAGCGAGAUGCUGUGCGACCUGGUGCUCCACGUCACCAACAAGGACACCUCCGCCUGCUUCAAGGUGCACAGGGUGGUGCUGGCGGCCUGCAGCCCGUACUUCAAGGCCAUGUUCACCAGCAACUUCCGGGAGUCGCAGGCGGCGGAGGUGACGCUCCGCGACGUCAGCCCGCAGGUGGUGGGCCGGCUGAUCGACUUCGCCUACACGUCGCGCGUCACCGUGGGCGAGAAGUGCGUGCCGCACGUGCUGCUGGCCGCCAUGCGCUACCAGGUGGAGGGCGUGGCCAAGGCCUGCUGCGACUUCCUGGCCAAGAGCCUGGAGCCCGGCAACGUGAUCGGCAUCACGCGCUUCGCCGAGGACGUGGGGUGCAGCGAGCUCCACCGGCAGGGCCGCGAGUACAUCAACAUGCACUUCAGCGAGGUGACGAAGGAGGAGGAGUUCUUCUGCCUGUCGCAUUGCCAGCUGCUGGAGCUGAUCAGCCAGGACAGCCUGAAGGUGCUGUGUGAGUCGGAGGUGUACAAGGCCUGCAGUGAGUGGGUGCGCUGGGACGUGGAGGGGCGGGCCCAGUACUUCCACGCCCUGCUCAACGCCGUGCACAUCUACGCCCUGCCCGCCAGGUUCCUCAAGAGGCAGCUGCAGUCCUGCCCCAUCCUCAGCAAGGCCAACUCCUGCAGGGACUUCCUGUCCAAGAUCUUCCAGGACAUGUCCCUGCGCCGGCCCCUCCCGCCCGCCCCGCACCGCGGCACCCAGCUCAUCUACGUGGCGGGCGGCUACAGGCAGCGGUCGGUGCGCUGCACGGAGGCCUACGACCCGCAGAGCCGGGCGUGGCUGCGGCUGUCCAGGAUCACGGCGCCCUGCAGCGGGCUGGGCGCCUGCGUGCUGUUCGGCCUCUUCUACGCGGUCGGCGGGCGCAACCUGACGGCGCAGGACAACUGGGAGUCGAGCGCCAUGUGCUGCUACAACCCCAUGACCAACCGCUGGACGCAGCAGGCCCCGCUGAACGUGCCGCGCAACCGCGUGGGCGUGGCCGUCGUCGACGGCAACAUCUACGCCGUCGGGGGCUCCUGCGGCUCCGUGCACCACAGCAGCGUGGAGAGGUACGACCCGGAGACGGCGCAGUGGGCGUUCGUGGCCCCCAUGUCGGUGGCCAGGCUGGGGGCGGGCGUGGCCUCCUGCGGGGGGGCGCUGUACGUGGCGGGGGGGUACGACGGGGAGACGCGCUGGAGGAGCGCGGAGAGGUACCACCCCGAGACCAACAGCUGGCAGCCCAUCGCCCCCAUGGGCUCCGUGCGCAGUGGGCUGGGCUUGGUGUGCUUGGACGGCCACCUGUAUGCGGUGGGCGGGUAUGACGGGCGGGCGCAGCUCUGUACGGUGGAGCGCUACAGCAUUGCGCGGGACGUGUGGGAGCCCGUGGCCCCGAUGAGGCACCGCCGGAGCGCCCACGGAGUCACCGUCUACCAGGGCAAGAUCUUCGCACUGGGGGGCUUCAACCAAGACGGCUUCCUGUCCAGUGUGGAGUGCUACUGCCCGAUCGGCAACGAGUGGAUGCACAGCACGGACAUGCCCGUGGGCCGCAGCGGCAUGGGCGUGGCCGUUACCAUGGAGCCCUGCCCCGCCAGCCUCCCCGAGGAGGGGGAGGAGGAGGAGGAGGAGGGGGAGGAGCAGGAGGACGGCGGCCCGUGAGGGACAAUCUGAGCGGGGACACGGGGCGACCGCAAAGCGCACAGCCACGGGCACACCCAGGACAUUCGGUAUAGGAAGGGCUUGUCUUCAAUUGUGUGUGUGUGUAUAUGUAUAUAUAGAUAUUAUAUAUACAUAUAUAUGCACAAAUAUAUAUAUAAAAGGUGGUAUCGGGUUCUUCAUGAGCUUUGUUCUUUCGUUACUGAGUGGAGGAAAGUAGUAGCCGAUAGCAGGACGGCCCUUUGCGUCGGGGGGGCGGAGUCGGGCUGUGCGUUCCUACGAAAGGGGAGGAGCGUGAAGGGUGAUGUCGCUCCGCAGUGGAAAGGCGGGCCGACGCCGAAACGCCGAGAGGAACCGCGCCAGACAGGACGUCUGAAACGCGACCCGUUUCGGAUGGUGUGCGUGUGCACAACAACAACAAAACACUAUGACAAAAAAACUGAAAAGUCUGAACUGGAGACAAAAACACAAACUGCACCGGGAUCGUUCACACAUGGGUCACCAACGCGGACGUCUAAUUGGCACAGAUGUGUAAUUGGCACAGAUGUGUAAUUGACGUAAUUUGGGUUCACAUUUCUACUUCUGAUUUCCACAAGUGCAA
Conger conger (European conger) is the source of this 3637-nucleotide messenger RNA. RefSeq names its product kelch-like ECH-associated protein 1a (gene keap1a). The record is from RefSeq and is a predicted model, not a curated record. The transcript has 8 exons. Gene Ontology annotation, molecular function: protein binding. Lineage: Eukaryota; Metazoa; Chordata; Actinopteri; Anguilliformes; Congridae. Bases 1210 to 3039 code for a protein of 609 amino acids.